This is a messenger RNA of Agelaius phoeniceus (red-winged blackbird), 2402 nucleotides long. RefSeq names its product transmembrane protein 267 (gene TMEM267). The record is from RefSeq and is a predicted model, not a curated record. Lineage: Eukaryota; Metazoa; Chordata; Aves; Passeriformes; Icteridae.
CUGACCGGCUCCCCGGGGCGCUCUUCAGCCCCCCUGCCUCCGCGCUGCCCGCCCGCUCCGGCCGGGGUCGGGCUGGCCGAGCCCCAUGGGGCGAAGGGCGGACGGCGGCGGCCGCGCUCCAGGAUGGAACAAGUGGUGUUUGGGCUGGGCAGACUGGAUUCAGAAAGCACGGAGGCUCAAUGCUGAGGCAUAGGCCACAGACAUUUCCUACUGGAGUAAGGCACCUGUGAUGGAAAAAAAAAUGUUCUCCUACUCCCAGGGGAGGUUUGAUUCUGAUUACCGGUGUGCUUUUUAAAGAACAACUGACGAUACGAGGGACAAUGCACAGUGUGUGUCCUGAUGACAUUUUGUGUGCUGCAACAUGGCUCUCGUCAUGGCAUCCGAGACUGAAAAGGCCCACGCUCUUCUCCAGACUUUCAGCACAGCGUCAGUUCUUUCCAGUCUAGGUUUGGGGAUAUUCUGCUUUGUAGCAGACAGACUCCUGCAGUUUUCCUUCAUUCAGCAAAAUGACUGGCUAAGAGCCUUAUCUGAUAAUGCAGUGCAUGGUAUACUGGGGAUGUGGUCCUGGGCAAUAGUGAUUGGACUCAGGAAGAAAAGUGACUUCACUGAGGUCACCCUGGCUGGCUUCCUUGCCUCUGUCAUUGAUGUGGACCACUUCUUUCUUGCUGGAUCUCUGUCAUUAAAGGCUGCUCUGACUCUUCCACGGAGACCACUUCUUCAUUGUUCUACUGUGAUUCCUGUGGUGGCUCUGACAUUAAAGUUUAUCAUGCAGCUUUUCAGGCUUAAGGACUCAUGGUGCUUUCUUCCCUGGAUGUUGUUCAUAUCCUGGACUUCUCAUCAUGUCCGUGAUGGGAUUCGUCAUGGCCUCUGGAUCUGCCCGUUUGGAAAAACUCCUCCCUUGCCAUAUUGGCUGUAUGUGGCAAUUACAGCAUCUUUACCUCAUCUGUGUUCAUUUAUUAUGUAUUUAACGGGCACUAGAGAAUUAAUGUCCAUAAAACACGGAAUCCGCAUUGAUGUAUAGGAAUAAUGGCUUUUCAAGGUGGUUUGUGCAAGCACUUGAAAUAACCUGCCUGUCUGUCACUGAAGGGUUUCCUUGUGUUUCCUACACCUUCUGAAUUCGGCAUUUUAAAGUUGUGGAGCCAGUUACUGCUCUUGUGGUCACAGAACCUAUUUAAUGAAUGAUAAUAAUUUUAUAUCUCUACAUUUCCCUUGUACAGUGUGUGAUCUUCCAUGAUAGUUCAUGCAUAGCGAGCUGAUUAUAAAGUACUUAUUUUCUCUCUGUAGUAAUUACAUUACAUUUUACUGUUAUGGUGCCAUUCAUUUGAUCACCUUUCACUUUGGAUUUGUAUUCUGCCUCUGGAGAAUACAUUUCAUCCAGAUAGUAUUUGUAUAGCACUUUAAAAAUGUGAAGUUCUAUAUAAAUGCUAGGUAUUAUUGAGGAUUUAAUAGUGUAUGGCAAUUCUAAAAAAAUCCCUGUUAGCCUUUCUAAUUUAUUAAUAUGUUAGGAGUCCUGCGGGAUUUUUUACAUUCAACCAUUUUAAAAGAAACACCGCCUCUAUUUCACACUGUCUAUCCACACCUCUUUGACCCUGUAAUCACAAAGUGUUUUACUAAAUUCUGUAUACCCCUGUGGUUGCUUAAUACUAAAUUUGCAGAUAAUUACUAGCCUCAAAAUUAGAAAGGGGUAUACAGAUUGGUUAUAGUAUUAUGGUGUGUUGGCCAAUUUGUUUAAUUUUUAAAAAUACACUAAAUAUGAGUACUGUUUAAUUUGAAACCAAGGAAUUUUAGUUAAUAUUUAAGAAUUGUGUGAAGAUUCAGGGAGACUCAAGAAAAUAAAAUUUGCUUAUAACACAGGCUUGCUUAAAGACAUUACUACUCAGUAAAGCAUUUUCCAUUAAGUGCAAUAUCAUCCUCAUAAGUGUAAAAUAAAAUGCAUUAUUAUUAUUAUUAUUAUUAUUAUUAUUAUUAUUAUACUACAGAAAUAUAAAUUUCCUCAUAAAGAAGAUCCAUAAGGAAAAGUGUUAUUAUGCUGCAGUUUAUGAGGUAGUAAUUUGCACUAUGGACUAUUCAGAUUUUCUUUAUAGACAUCUCUCAGAAAGAGUCCCAAAUUAAAAGUUGCCUGGUCUUGUCUAACUAGACAAGACUGUCUAGACUUGUGCAGUUUAUGAUGUAGAAGCUGAGAAUGUCUAUUAAUAAUUUUUAAAUUUCUUAUUCACUGCCCGUCAAAGAGUGGGGCCUUAAUUACUCCAGCUUGUAUGAAUAGCUGUCAAAAGGGGAUCAUUUUUAUGGAACUGCAUGUAUAAGGUAGCAUGUGUUAACUUAGGUUACCAAGGGGUGUAAGGGUUUAACGUGAUGUGUACAUUUGCAUUAUUAAAUGUAUAUUAGAAUAAAGUUUAAAAAAA